Messenger RNA from Adineta steineri, 246 nucleotides. Lineage: Eukaryota; Metazoa; Rotifera; Eurotatoria; Adinetida; Adinetidae. The record is from the annotation of a GenBank genome assembly.
AUGUCUUCAGCCGAUACAAUUGAAUCUGUUCAAAAAGCUGUUUUAGCCGAAGUAACAAGACAAGAUCAUUCAUUAAAACAUGUUCAACCACCAGCUGAAUUAUUAUCUACAACACAAGCUCGAGUUUUACUUGAAGUACAAGGUGGUAAACAUGAUUUAAAUCAUGUUCCAAAUCCACCACGAGGUGGUUUAACUGAUGCUGAAAAACAAGCUUAUUUAGAAGAAAAACAACAAACACAAAAUUAA